AUGUCCGCCUCCGUCGCGCCUCCUGAGACCGUGGUGGUAGCGGCCGAUCCCACCGAGCCGUUCGAGCCUCGACCGUUGAUAGCUGAGGUCCUCCGUACUCACCACUGCGUCCCAGACUCCAUAUUUCUUGUGGAAGGUAUCGAGGCGCACAUUCCCGUCUCAAAGCGCUACCGCACCGUCCGCCUGCUCUUGGGUGAUGGGGAGCUAUGUAUCCAGGCGCUGCUCCGGUCAGAAAUGCACCGGUUUGUAGAUACUGGUCGCAUCUUUGUGGGAUGUUACGUACGAUUGACCAGAUUUGAUGUGCAGUCCAUCGAGUCAAAUCCAGGUGGUGAUGGUGACACGGGUAAUGCCAUGGAAAUGGUCUAUCUAGUGGUGAAGGACAUGGCCACUGUCGGAUGGAACGCCGGAUACAUGCAGAUGGCUGGCACAACAGGACAGGGGCAAUCACAUGCCACCCUUGGUCCCGAAAACGCAUCAAUGACAAGGUACAAAGUCGGCAUGGGAUCUGGCCUACAGAGUCACAGCAUAAAUACACCUCGUCCACACCUCGAGGCAGCGCACUUAUCGACCGCAAAGCAAGCCGAGGAACCCAAUUCCGACGAGGAAGACGCAUUUGAGAGCCACAAGGUACCUGAGCAGACCGUCAAAGACCGCCGCCAAGAAGCAGAGCUCAAGCAGCAGCCCAGCGACACCCUCCCCUGGGCGCCCAGCACACUCAGCAAACCCCUGAAGCUGACGCCGCUCAAGUCCAUCCCCUACCUGCCAUACAAGCAGAACUGGGCUGCCAAUGUCCUUGCGGUGAUUGUGUGGCUCUCCGACGUGGAACCGGCGCUGCUGCCUGGCUAUGUCGGCAGACAGCGGACGGCGAGGCUGGCCGACCCGUCGACCGACAAGCAGGUGCUGCUGACUGUCUUCCUGGACCCGGACGAAUUCGCCCCCGAGGUUGGCAGUGUGGUGCUGUUGCUCGGCGUCAAGAAUCAUAGGUUUGAUGGCGGCAGCUUGAAGAAAUACGGAAACGAGAAGCCCAAGCCCGGGACGAACUGGUGGUUCGAAAAUCCAACGGAUGUCGAGUGGUGCGAUGUGGAAGGGUUGAAGAAUUGGUGGAGUGGAAAACAUGUCGAUGCCCCUUGA
This is a messenger RNA of Diaporthe citri, 1131 nucleotides long. RefSeq lists its product as uncharacterized. The transcript has a single exon. Bases 1 to 1131 code for a protein of 376 amino acids. NCBI's taxonomy places the organism in Eukaryota, Fungi, Ascomycota, Sordariomycetes, Diaporthales, Diaporthaceae. The record is from RefSeq and is a predicted model, not a curated record.